CGGUUUUUUUUACUCGAGUUCGAUGAAUGAGUCUCGAGCAGACCCAUCACGAGUUUGCCAUCGUAUGCGGCAUUCUGCAACAAGCUUCCAUUCCCAUCUCUAACGCCAUUCAGUUUGAUCAACAAUGGACACCUGCUUACCUUCAACAAUGCUUCCAAUGGACCGAUCAUCUUUUCACAAUGCUUUACUCAACUGAAAAAGAGGCUUAUUAUCCUGAACCAGUAGAUGCUGUGCAAGCAAUAAAGUCAUUCCUCAAGCUACUUGAAGAAUAUGACGAAGCUGACAAUAACGACAAUAAAGAUGCUGAGAAUAACAAAUGGAUUGGUAAUCUCAUCCAUGCAAGAGGACUAUUACCUUCGGAAGACGAGUUGCGAGACCCUUCUGUGGCAUUACGGAGAAGGUUGCUUAGAAACCCUGGGUUAUCUGAUACUGCAAGGAUGAUCAUUCUCUAUAAAUGUUCCGAUUGCAGCAGCAACUCAUUGUCACGGGUACAACCAGGCUCUUUGAGGGAUGAUACUUUGUCCAUAGUAAAUGAAAAUGCGAUGGAUGAACUUGUCGAGGGUAUUCGAUCUCAUUUCUUGAAGCUGGAAGAUAUGAAUCCUACAUUUUCAAUACAGUUGCAGGGACUAUCUAAAAAAACUAUCGACCGUAAGGCCAAAGCUCGCGUUAUUUUCCACAAGAUCACUAAUCAAUCCAGCUUUAUGAAUAUGGGCAAGAUUAUUCAUGGCCUACGUGAGUGUCUGGAUGUAGGUCCACGUUCAGAAUCAUUGGAGAUGAUCAACCAUCUAUUGGAGCUAACCACAUCUGUUAUUCAACAGCAAGAAGCUGGUACAAUCCCACAUGAUGCAAUCAACCCUCAUAGCCGUCAGAGCAACAUCUCAAGCGACUCUAGUACAAGCACUAAGAAUAAUCCUCAGCUGCGCGUUGACUGGAAAGAGUUUGAACAAGAGUUGAAGAAGCUGAGGCAGAUAGGCUCCUGAUGGAUCGGUAUCUGUCAUGUCUAGAAACAAAGCCACCCAUGUGCCUGACUUUUUUUAAAUGCUUGAUAAAAAGUUUAAUUGUCGUCAAUCCAUUCGUCAUUCUUUUUUGGAAAC
Lobosporangium transversale is the source of this 1094-nucleotide messenger RNA. RefSeq lists its product as hypothetical. The record is from RefSeq and is a predicted model, not a curated record. Lineage: Eukaryota; Fungi; Mortierellomycota; Mortierellomycetes; Mortierellales; Mortierellaceae. Bases 27 to 980 code for a protein of 317 amino acids. The transcript has 3 exons.